UUGUCUAUAAGUGCAGCCAAUUCAUUUUUCCCAAAUUCACAAUUUCAAGCUAAUUAACUAGCUAGGCUUGUUAAUGGUUUUUUAUACUCAGAGAGACUUAGGGUUACAAUGCAAUCCUCCGGCAUUACCAACAAUGAAGCCACAUUUCAGAUUCCUUCUUCGUUUUUCGGUAACCUGGAGGAUGAUGAUUUUGUUGAACAAGAUCCCGGGAGAGAGGAUCACUUCAGCUUCCCUAGUGGAGCUACUGGAAAUGCUGCUGAUUUUCGGCUUUCGGGUGAUUUUGAUCAUAAGAACAAUGUGGCUUCGGAGGAGUAUGUUCCCCUUGUAUGUGAUCCUUUGUUGAUAAGCUUACUGCGUCCUCGCUGGAAGAAGCCUGAUGUUGUGAUUAACAAACACAGGCACAGAAAGAUUGUCACGGCUCAAGGCUCGAGAGACCGGAGAGUGAGAUUGUCCAUCCAAAUUGCACGCCAGUUCUUUGAUCUUCAGGACAAUCUAGGUUUUGAUAAAGCAAGCCAGACUAUUGAUUGGCUCCUCACUCAAUCCAAGUCGGCUAUAGAAGAGAUAGCCAAGAUCAAGCAAAGCCACUGCAAUGUUGCUGCAAAUGAAGUGGAAAAAGAUAUUGAAGCUGCUGAAAUUGGAGAAAUCUUGAAAAGAAAUUCAUCGGUGAGUAUUAGUAGUACCCGGAGUGUUGCCAAAGACUUGGGGAUCUCCGUGGAACAACAGCAUUCUAGUUAUUUUGCGAAGGAGUUGAGGGCCAGGGCAAGGGAAAGAGCAAGAGAAAGAACAAAAGCAAAAUUGGCGGUUAGAAAGCUCCUUGAAGUGCAGAAAUUAGGUUCCGAUUUUGGGUGUAUCACCCCAAACUCUUGGAAUCAAUUUAGUAGAAGUAGUGAGAUGAGUCAUUCAAUAGCAGCAUCAAUUUUAACAACAAAAAAGGUGAAUGCAGUUGAGAACUUGACAACUUAUAAUCAGCAGCUGAACGUUACGAGCUCAAGACUAGUGCCAUCGUCGUCGAUCACCAUUACUGAGAAUUGGGAAAUAAGUAACAAUUUUUCGCAGGAGAGUCCACCAACUGCAGGCUAUGGGGGUUCCGUAUACGACUGAAGGCACUGCAUAUAUCAGGAAUAAAUUUUUAUGAACAAGCAUUACCAGAGCAAUGUGUGAGUUUUAAUUAUAUCUAUACUUUCCUGUGUUGUCUUCCUUCUAUAAAUAUUUUCAAGCCUAAUUAAUUGGGAUCAUUGUACUUAUUUUACAAA
This is a messenger RNA of Daucus carota subsp. sativus, 1253 nucleotides long. RefSeq names its product transcription factor CYCLOIDEA. The record is from RefSeq and is a predicted model, not a curated record. Gene Ontology annotation, biological process: regulation of secondary shoot formation. Bases 109 to 1101 code for a protein of 330 amino acids. Lineage: Eukaryota; Viridiplantae; Streptophyta; Magnoliopsida; Apiales; Apiaceae. The transcript is spliced from 2 exons. Gene Ontology annotation, molecular function: DNA-binding transcription factor activity; sequence-specific DNA binding. Gene Ontology annotation, cellular component: nucleus.